Hemicordylus capensis (graceful crag lizard) is the source of this 7346-nucleotide messenger RNA. It is a transcript of the gene ZNF384, whose product is annotated as zinc finger protein 384. The record is from RefSeq and is a predicted model, not a curated record. Gene Ontology annotation, molecular function: RNA polymerase II cis-regulatory region sequence-specific DNA binding; DNA-binding transcription activator activity, RNA polymerase II-specific. Gene Ontology annotation, cellular component: nucleus. The transcript is spliced from 9 exons. Gene Ontology annotation, biological process: regulation of transcription by RNA polymerase II. NCBI's taxonomy places the organism in Eukaryota, Metazoa, Chordata, Lepidosauria, Squamata, Cordylidae. Bases 2015 to 3622 code for a protein of 535 amino acids.
GAGCGAGCGAAGGGUCGCGGCGGGAUCUUGGUCGGGGAGGGGGCCCAUCUGAUCAUAGCCUAGCGGGUUGGGGCUCUGGCUUCUUCCCGCUCCCAAUCCUUAACGCUCUUGGUAAUUGUGAUGACUAAAAUAUUUCUAUAUCCUGCUUCCCCAGUGCGAUCCUGCCUCAAGAUGUGGUGAUCGCGUUCGCACGGGCUGUACAAAUUCUUGGAGACUGGAUCUACCAGUGGCCAUGUUAACUGUGUCAAGCUCCAUGUUCAGAGUUGGCAUCCUUCUGAAUGCCAGCUGUUGGGGCAACACUUAACACUGGGUGGAUCUUGCUUUUGUGCCCUGCUUGAAGCUUCUCUGGAGCUUAUGGCUGCACGAGAUGGACCCACGUUCUGAUCCAGCAGGGUUGCUUCUGUGGUCUCAAAUGGGUUGGAGGGCCAAACUGCACAGAUUCCCAGGAAUAUCUGUUUGUUUUUUUUCCACUGAAUUGUGUGCCUUCUUGGCACAAUAUCAAUGUUAAGUGUGGUAGGCAGUAUUGUGGACUGCACUGGAGAUGCUGCAGGGAAGACAGGGCACAAAGUUCCAGGAAAUGAGUGGAUUUUCCAGCAGACAGGUCUCUUAUUCUUCUCCACUCCUGCUCACUUGCUGUGUGUGGACUGCUCCAACUUUUUUUAUAUUAGUGAUGUUUGAUAGACAUGAUUAGGAUCAUAAUGUAAGGUUCAAAGGUUAACACUUUACCUUCCACAAAGUUGCACGAGGACUGUGUUGGUGUGUUCUUAUCUUCAGCUAUGCAACUCUUAUGGUAGAGUCUGAUUUUUACAAAAAGAAUGGAUCUUGUCUGGAUUUUUCAGGUUGUGAGUCUUAGUUUGGAAACUGUGGAUCACAAGCUGCUUCCAGUCUGUGUAGACAAUACUGAGCUAGAUGGACCAAUGGUCUGACUCAGUAUAUGGCAGCUUCCUAUGUUCUUCAGCUAGUAGCUAACUUCUAUCCACUGGCAUUUGAGUGUAAUACAGUCCUAGUGAGUAUAUUGUCCCAUCUCAGGAGCUUGUUACAUUGCCUGUUUGAACUGGGUACUUGGUGCCUGAAGCAUGCCUAAUGGGUUUUGGCUAGUUUUACCUGUCAGAGAAAUCCAGAGUGGUUGUUUGUUAAUGGCUCUGUUGCUCCCUUGUUAUAGGUAGUAGUAUGUCUGACAAGUCAGAACCCUUUUUGUUCAGUGUCGGAAAUGGGAGGUUAAUGGAAUUUGAAUUAAGUCAUUUGUAUAAUAUAACUUUGCUUGUAUAUUUGGUGCUGGCUGCAACUCUAUGUCCUCAUCCAUAUUGUGCCUAGACUGAGUCAGAUCUGUCAGCCCCUGAGUCAGAUCUGUCAGCCCAUGAAAUGCGAACUUUGAAACAGGAGAUGGUUUGUGUGUUGUGGUAUUUUUGUUGCAAAUUGUUUGUGAAUGAACUGUUCUGUAUGUGUGUAUGUACUUGGCUUUGGGAAUUAGUUUUGCAUAAGGAUAAUUGACAAUUCUUGGCAAUAUAAUGUAUUGGUUAUAUAUAUAUUGCUAAUAUGUGAAAAUAUUUUAAUAUUUUGGCUUUGUUUGCUAGUAGUAAUGACAGUGAGAAAAACUGUGUCUUCAAAAGUCUAUGGCUGGCUGGAAAAAAAAAUAGGGUUAGCAUGGCACUAAUCUGAGCAUCAUUCCUCUAGAGAUCUGUGGUCUGAUCCUGGCUGAAGGGGCUUGACUGUCAAUAGGGAAGCUGGACCCUGAACUGCAAUGUUCUGUUAUGAUGUGUGGUGAAAGGUUUUGUUCCUAAUGGUGAUGAAGAACUAAGGUCUGUCAUGUCUAGUUUGGGCUGAACAGGGAGAUGAUUGACCAUAUGAACAAUGUGUAAGACAGCUUUGUUGCAUCCUGACAAGCUGAAACAAACAGGAGACCUGCUCUCGCAGUCUCCCAGUAUUCACUGAUGUUGUGGACUUCAGCAUGAUGAAACCAGGGUCCUUUAUCUAAGUCACCUCAUCAAAAGUUCUGUAGCAGCUCAACGCUAGAAUGGAAGAAUCUCACUUCAACUCCUCUCCGUAUUUCUGGCCAGCAGUGCCCACCGUCUCAGGACAGAUUGACAACAGUAUGUUCAUUAACAAGAUGAAGGAGCAACUGUUGCCCUCGGAGAAGGGCUGUGGCCUGGCUCCCCCGCACUAUCCUACGCUGCUGACAGUACCCACUUCUGUGGCUCUGCCCACCAACAUCUCUAUGGAUUCUGACACCAAGCCAGAACAGCUCACCCCACACAGCCAGGCAUCUGUGACGCAGAACAUCACUGUAGUGCCUGUGCAGUCUGCUGGGCUCAUGACAACAGGUCCUGGCCUAGUCAUCACGUCUCCCUCUGGGUCGCUGGUAACCACAGCCUCUUCUGUGCAAACCUUUCCCAUCUCGGCACCCAUGAUUGUUUCAGCACUUCCCCCUGGCUCCCAGGCAGCUCUCCAAGUUGUACCUGACCUUUCCAAGAAAGGGGCUGUUGCCCUUUCAGACAGUGGCGCAGCCAGUGGUGCCGGGGGUAUAACCCCCAAAGCUCCCAGAGGUCGAAAAAAGAAACGGCUGCAGGAAUCUGGCCUACCGGAGAUUAGUGAUCCUUUUGUGUUAUCAAACGAAGAUGACGAAGACCAGCACAAGGAUGGCAAGACAUACAGGUGCCGGAUGUGUUCCCUGACCUUCUUCUCCAAGUCAGAGAUGCAGAUCCACUCCAAGUCCCACACGGAGGCAAAGCCGCACAAGUGCCCGCACUGCUCCAAGAGCUUCGCUAACAGUUCCUACCUGGCCCAGCACAUACGCAUCCACUCAGGGGCCAAGCCCUACACCUGCAGCUACUGCCAGAAGGCGUUCCGCCAGCUCUCCCACCUACAGCAGCACACACGGAUCCACUCCAAGCUCCACACGGCGAUUGUCAAGCCGCACAAGUGCCCUCACUGCUCCAAGAGCUUCGCCAACACGUCCUACCUGGCCCAGCACCUCCGCAUCCACUCGGGGGUCAAACCCUACACGUGCCGUUACUGCCAGAAGGCGUUCCGCCAGCUCUCCCACCUACAGCAGCACACACGGAUUCAUACAGGAGACCGGCCCUACAAAUGCGCUCACCCUGGGUGUGAGAAGGCUUUCACACAGCUCUCCAACUUGCAGUCCCACAGACGGCAGCACAACAAAGACAAACCUUUCAAGUGCCAUAACUGCCACCGUGCGUACACAGAUGCCGCCUCGUUGGAGGUUCACCUGGCCACCCACACGGUGAAGCAUGCCAAGAUCUACAACUGCUCCAUGUGCAAUCGGGCCUACACCUCGGAGACCUACCUGAUGAAGCACAUGCGGAAACACAACAUCCCUGACCCCCAGCAGCAGGUGGCUGUGGUCCAGGCGCAAGUGCAAGCGCAGGUCCAGGCUCAAGCCCAGGCGGCAGCGCAGCAGCAGCAGCAGCAGCAACAGCAGCAGCACUUCCAGUCGCAGGCGGGUGGGGCGGCAGGGGGCCCAUCUGGAGACAACCCUCCCAACCCCCCGCCCCAAUGUUCCUUUGACCUUACCCCUUACAAGACUUCAGAGCAUCAUAAAGACAUCUGUCUCACAGUGAGCACUAGCACCAUCCAAGUGGAACACCUAUCCAGUUCCUAGAGACCUUGGCGUAGGGGAGUGGAAAACGUCUUGUGCAUAAUGGAUGCCCAAGGGCAUUUCUUGUGUGAUGACCUCUCUCAUGCAACAACCUCUGGCCUUGUCGACUACAGCUUCCCUUUUGGGGGAGGGGGGGUUAUAUCCCUUAAGUGGCCACCUCUUGGCUUGACCAUUAGUGCCUCAAGAGGUACAGCAGCAUGCCCUAAAUGUGUUGGGGUGGGGGAGCUCCCUUCUUGUGAGGAGUCCUCUGCUUCAACGAGUACCUUUGGCAUAUCCAGUGAAAGCUCCCAUGGUCUCCUUGUAUUAGGCAAAAGGAGCACCUUCGGAUACCUAGCAAGCCGAUGAGAAACAAAGGAAAGCUCGUGGGUGGGAGGGGCUUCACCGUUGACUAGUUCCAGGUGAAUGCGAGUGCAUAGCAGUCUCCUGAAUGUUUCCCUUGGGGUGGGUGUGGAGUGGAGAACAUUUGCUCUCUGUCCCGCCUCCUCAUGAGGGGGGGGAGGACUUGCUUCCUGCUCCAUCCAGUUCUAGCCACCCAUCUACCCAUCUUGCACAAACCCAUGAGGAUGGGGAAGCGAGGGGUAUUGCUGGGGCCUGAGAUGUGCCUGGACUUGUGAGUGAGCCUCACCGAGCGCUGCAGAUGACGACGUGGGGGCUAGCUGUCCUUGUCAAGCGCAGGAGGAAUUUGGGGCAGGCUGCCACUCACACCAUUCUGUAGCUCAAGCUCCGCUGCAAUUAGAAGCCCGCUGCAGGCAGAAAGAGACAGUCUGAACCAAAAAAAGCAGUGGGUGGUAAGAGUGCCAAAAGGAUCAUGGUCCUCACCCCCAGAGAGAAGGACCAAGGGGACGGUCUGAUCUUCCUCCCCCCAAUAUCACACGCUGCCACACCAGGCUAGGAGACCUUUUUGAGGGGGGCAGUGGGAAAGGGAACUGUUGAGCUGCUCCUCUCAACGUAUCAUCCAGAUGCUUCCUUCACUCUCCUCAUUGCCAAGACAGCCUGAACUCCAGAGGGGGCUGUCGUGGCGACCGUUGGGCGGCAGUUGCCAGAGGAAUCUUCCCGAAGUGGACAGUGACGAAGAGGCGGCAAUGGAAGUAGCCACCCUGCACAGAGAGAGACCAAUGAGAUUGGGGGCAAUCCCCAAGACUAGACUCAAGCCCCCUCCCCCAAUGAAUUUAUAUAUAUAUAUACAUAAAUAUAUAUAGAUAUCUAUUCACCCCCCCCAACCCCACCCAGCCUGCUCUGUCCUUGCUGUAACUGUUUCUAUCUGUGUUUUAUAAAAUGCAUUAUUCUUGCACACUUUUAUUUUCAAUCCUUGGUUUUUACCCCUCUUGCUCAUUUGCAUUUUUCAUCUUCAAGUUAUUUCCCUGUUUUCUUUUCUCCUCCCCCCCCCACCCCGCCUCUUUUUAAUCUUGUGGUUUCCAACGCUAUCAUUCAGUGUUCUGAUUAUCACUUGGAUCACAGAGGCAGAAAACAAGGCAGGAGAAAGUGAAUUGGGAUUUACACCAAAAGAUGCAGAGCCCUAGUGGGCAUAUACAUGCCAAGGGUGGGAGGGGGUGUUGGGAAGAACUGUGACUCUUUAAACUAUUGGUGCAUAAGAAUAAACUGCUUCAGAUGCCUUUCUCUGUGGACAAAGGUGCUGGCAAUUCUUGGCAGAAGCUGUGUGUCCAGGGCCAGCAUGUGGGAAUUGCAUGUUCAUCCCCUCUCCCCAUCAGAGAGUGAGCCUAACAGGAAUGUUGCCGGCUGCCUUCUAUGCAAACUGUGGUGUUUCUGUGGCACAAAGUGGCUGCUGUGUGAAGACAAGUUCAUCAGUGACCUUGGAAACUGGCACACACUUUGGUUAGACCAGGACUGAUGGACAUUCUCCACUCACCCACCACCUACAUAGAACCCCAUUGUGAUCAAAAGGACCAGGUGCAUGGGCAUUUCAAGAUGGCUCAGUUGCAGGGAGAGAGAGAAGUGUGUGGCUCGCUGGCUUUCUGGGUCAGGUAUGGGUAUGAUUACAAUGUGUUCUAGCACUUCAAGGACUGAGUAUGUGUGUGCGGGGGGGGGCAUAAUCCUGCACUUGCUUCCUUUCAGGGCAUGAAUUACUUGAACCUUGGGUAGUUCGAGGGCAGUGUUCAUUGUUGCAAGCAUUGUAGGUGCUAGUGGAGUUCUGUCCUUCCCCCGCCCAGCUGUGCAUCAGGCAGAAAUGGAAUGGUUGGAAUUGAGCUGUUGCUUGAGAAUUGUGUGACAGCUGUGAUCUUGAGUGGUAACUAAAAUUGUCCGCUAAUGAUCAUCCACUGUAUUGGCACAACAGUGGUAUAUUCCCUACGACUCCUUGUAUGCACUUGGCAGUAGGCCCUUCUGUUUCUGAGAAACGGUGGUGGUGGUAUGUGCCAGAAACGGGAGCAAAGGCCUCCCUUUCUCCUUCAAGACAUGAUGAUAGCUGGAUCAGCCGUGACCAAUGCAGUAGUGGUGGUCUUUCCGUGACAGGUCAGUGGCAAAUCCCACGUUGUGUGCUGGCAGUAAGGUUUGCAUUGGAACUAAAACCAAUAUAUGAGAACACCAUUGAUGCUUUUGGCAUACAUCUAGUUUCUUCCCUUUUGAUUAUGGCCUAUGGUGAAACAGGUAUUUGGACCGGCAAAACCCGUUUGGCCACACAGGAGCAGAGAAAUGUGUGUACCAGAAGCAUCGGUGGUGCUCAUUCUGCUUUCAGGUCUCCAAAAUAUUAUCAUCUAUGCAUCACUUCUGCACAGGGAGUAAGGAAAAUGUGUAUAGUGACUUGUGGGGUGGACACAAAGGAGGGAGGGGAGUGUGAGGAUACAUGCCCUCAUGUGCACUCAACGUUAUGGGGUUUGUCAGGACUGAGACCUUGCAGACUCUAAAGAUGUCUUACCUGGAUGAAAUGCAAACAGCCAUAUCUCACGCUAAUCUUCACUGCAGACGUUAUUUGGGGGGUGGGGGUGGGGGAAGCAGUGCUCCAAGCAUAGGAGCAUGCAGGACCCUUAAUGCAGUAUGAACCUGGGAGUGAGAAUGGUGGGGUUUUUGCACAUGUUGGGAAGCUAGAGAGCAUCACAGAGCUCCCAGUAUUGAAGCCUGAGUGUAAGUACAAGAGUUCCAUCUGUUAGUCCUGUGGGAGUGCUGCAGUCUGUCGGGCUGAGAAGGAGUGGACUAUAAGAAUCAUUCUUGUGUUUGGGGACACCCUUUUCCUUUGCUGGUACUCCUCCCCCGCCUCCAUUUCUCCUGCCCCCUCUGAAGCUUUUUGCUCAGCUUUCCCGCUUCUAAGCUACACCAAACAGGAAAACGAUUUGAGAGAAAUGAAAGUGAGAAAACACAGGUCCCUUUAUGCUGAAUACAAAAGUACUUCUCCAUAGAUGGAGUCAAGGUUAGGGUAGCCAAUGAAAACCUACCAAGUUAAGAAAUGCCACAUGUUGAAGGCACUGGGCAAUUUUUGUGUUACUGGAUAUUUUUCCGUCUUCAUUGAAGAGAAGUGUGCCAGUGGAAUUUGGGUUGCUGAAUAUUAAGGCGACUAUUUCCUGUUUGCUCAUACCUUUGAAACUACCACGUUGGUUCAGCGUGAGUUACUUUCAGCUGCUCCAAGAAGCUUUCAUGUUGCAUUUUCCCAGGAGGAGAGAGGGGUAUUUUAAAUUUCCAACCUUAAUAUUGCAUUAGAACUUUUUGUAUUUAAUUUCAUUACUUUUUUUAUAAAAAAGAAAGAAAGAAUAAACUCCAGAAGCCCACUUAACCCUUA